Messenger RNA from Lycium ferocissimum, 1002 nucleotides. Its product is annotated as germin-like protein subfamily 1 member 17. The record is from RefSeq and is a predicted model, not a curated record. Gene Ontology annotation, molecular function: manganese ion binding. The transcript is spliced from 2 exons. Gene Ontology annotation, cellular component: cell wall. The coding region runs from base 143 to 835 and encodes 230 amino acids. NCBI's taxonomy places the organism in Eukaryota, Viridiplantae, Streptophyta, Magnoliopsida, Solanales, Solanaceae.
UAUUAUAUUCUUGAAAGUUGACGUUGACUGCUUUUGCUGUACUACUACUAGUAUAAUCCAACUUCAUGAGUCAGAUUUCUGCUACAAAUAAUCCCAGGAUCUCUUAAGUGGAUUGUGAUUAGUAGCCAAAUAUCAUAACAAAAUGACAAAGGCCUUCUUGAUUGUAGUAAUUACUAUAGUCAUCACUGCUUGCUUUUCUUCCUCAGUUUCUGCCUAUGAUCUUGACCCUCUUCAGGAUCUAUGCGUUGCAGUUCAAGAUUCCAACCAUUCUGUAUUUGUGAAUGGAAAGUUCUGCAAAGACCCAAAGCUAGCCACUGCAAAUGAUUUUUUUGCUUCAGGUUUCAAUGAAAGUGGAAGGCCAACACCAACAAAUCUUGGCUUUGCUGUGAAUAUAUUAAAUGUAGCUCGAAUGCCAGGGCUCAACACUCUUGGUAUUUCCAUUGUUCGUGCUGAUCUUGAACCGUUUGGACUAGUCUCACCUCAUAUUCACCCUCGAGCAACUGAGCUAAUACUCGUAAUGGAAGGGACUAUCUAUGUUGCAUUUGUUGUUCCUGAUCCAGGGAAUCCCUUCAAAUCGAGGCUAUUCGCGAAAAUCUUGAAUCCAGGGGAUGUUUUUGUGAUCCCACAAAGUAUGAUUCACAUUCAAUACAAUUUGGGAACCACCAACGCAACGCAUUUGAGUUGUUUCAACAGCCAAAAUCCUGGAGUGCAUAUGAUUGCUUAUCAACUCUUUGGGUCAAAUCCACCAAUUCUUGAGGAUGUUCUUGUCAAAGGUUUCCAAUUGGAUAAGAAAGUGAUCAAGCAUCUUCGAGCACAGUUCAAAUGGACUGCCUAGUUUUUGAGCAAAUGGUGAAAAUGUUUUAUGAGUUACAACUUUAGCAACUCUCUUGAAUUAAGGAGACGAGUUCUGGUUAGUUCAUAGUUGCUAUUUUAUUUUUUCUUCUGUAACUUGGUUAUGUUCUUUAACAAAAGGAAAUAAAAUUUGGUGAUGUUCUUUUAAAA